GCGUCGCGUCCGCGGCUGGCGCGGUCGUGGCGGUAGCUGCAGGGGCGGUGGCGGCGGCGGAUCCUCGACCCGGCGUCCUCAGGCCAGUCGUGGGGGAUGGGGGCGGCGAGCUCCAGCCGACUGACGGGGUGGCGGCCCUGAGCGUUAGGCGUCCGGGACGCGGGAUGGAGCCCCACGGAUUUCAGUUUUUCUGACUGUUAAAUGAGAGGAUGAUUGCUCACAAACAGAAAAAGGCAAAGAAAAAACGUGUUUGGGCAUCAGGCCAACCUGCUGCUGCUAUUACAACUUCUGAAAUGGGGCUCAAGUCCGUAAGUUCCAGCUCCAGUUUUGAUCCGGAGUACAUCAAGGAGCUGGUGAAUGAUGUCAGGAAGUUCUCCCAUAUGUUACUGUAUUUGAAAGAAGCUAUUCUUUCAGACUGUUUUAAAGAAGUCAUUCAUAUCCGCCUGGAUGAGCUUCUCCGUGUUUUAAAGUCGAUAUUGAGUAAGCAUCAGAGCCUCAACUCUGCAGAUCUUCAGAGUGCUGCAGACGUGCUUACUGCAAAAGUGAAAGCUGUGAACUUUACAGAAGUUAAUGAAGAAAACAAAAACGAUCUAUUCCGAGAAGUCUUUUCCUCCAUUGAAACUUUGGCAUUUGCCUUUGGAAACAUCCUCACAAACUUCCUUAUGGGAGAUGUAGGCAAUGAUGCGAUACUACGUCUACCUAUUUCUAGAGAAAGUAAGUCUUUUGAAAACAUUUCUGUGGACUCAGUGGACUUACCCCAUGAAAAAGGAAAUUUUUCUCCUAUAGAACUAGACAACUUGCUGUUAAAGAACACUGACUCUAUAGAGCUGGCUUUGUCAUAUGCUAAAACAUGGUCAAAAUAUACCAAGAAUAUAGUGUCGUGGGUUGAAAAAAAGCUCAACUUGGAAUUGGAGUCCACUAGAAAUAUUGUAAAAUUGGCAGAGGCAACUAGAUCUAGCAUUGGUAUUCAAGAGUUUAUGCCGCUGCAGUCUCUAUUUACCAAUGCUCUUCUUAGUGACAUCCACAGCAGCCACCUUCUACAACAGACAAUUGCAGCUCUCCAAGCCAACAAAUUUGUGCAGCCUCUACUUGGGAGGAAGAAUGAAAUGGAGAAGCAAAGGAAAGAAAUAAAAGACCUUUGGAAGCAGCAGCAGAAUAAAUUGCUCGAAACAGAGACAGCUCUCAAAAAAGCAAAAUUGUUGUGCAUGCAGCGGCAAGAUGAAUACGAAAAGGCAAAAUCGUCCAUGUUUCGUGCAGAAGAAGAGCAACUAAGUUCAAGUGUUGGUUUGGCAAAAAAUCUCAACAAACAACUGGAAAAAAGGCGGAGGUUGGAAGAAGAGGCUCUUCAAAAAGUAGAAGAAGCAAACGAACACUACAAAGUCUGUGUAACAAAUGUUGAAGAAAGACGGAAUGAUCUAGAAAAUACAAAGAGGGAAAUUUUAACCCAGCUUCGGACACUUGUUUUCCAGUGUGACCUUACACUUAAGGCUGUAACAGUUAACCUCUUUCAUAUGCAGCAGCUACAGGCUGCAUCCCUUGCCAACAGUUUACAGUCUCUCUGUGACAGUGCCAAACUCUAUGAUCCAGGUCAGGAGUACAGUGAAUUCGUGAAGGCUACAAGCUCAAGUGAAUUAGAAGAAAAGGUUGAUGGGAAUGUAAAUAAACAAAUGACAAACAGUCCACAGACAUCUGGCUAUGGACCUGCCGACUCCUUAGAGGAUGUUGCCCGCCUUCCUGACAGCUGUCAUAAGCUUGAAGAGGACAGGUGCUCCAACAGUGCAGACAUGACAGGUCCUUCUUUCGUAAGAUCAUGGAAGUUCGGAAUGUUUAGUGACUCAGAGAGCACUGGAGGAAGCAGUGAGUCUAGAUCUCUGGAUUCAGAGUCUAUAAGCCCAGGAGACUUUCAUCGGAAACUUCCACGGACUCCAUCCAGUGGAACCAUGUCUUCUGCUGAUGAUCUCGAUGAGAGAGAGCCACCGUCCCCUUCAGAAGCUGGACCCAAUUCCCUCGGAGCGUUUAAGAAAACUUUGAUGUCAAAGGCAGCUCUCACUCACAAGUUUCGAAAGUUGAGAUCCCCAACAAAAUGCAGGGAUUGUGACGGCAUCGUAAUGUUCCCAGGUGUCGAGUGUGAAGAGUGUCUCCUUGUUUGUCAUCGGAAGUGUCUGGAGAAUUUAGUCAUUAUUUGUGGUCAUCAAAAACUUCAGGGAAAAAUGCACAUAUUUGGAGCAGAAUUCAUACAAGUUGCAAAAAAGGAACCAGAUGGCAUCCCUUUUGUACUGAAAAUAUGUGCCUCAGAAAUUGAAAAUAGAGCCUUGUGUCUCCAGGGAAUUUAUCGUGUUUGUGGAAACAAAAUAAAAACUGAAAAACUGUGCCAAGCUUUGGAAAAUGGGAUGCACUUAGUAGACAUUUCAGAAUUCAGCUCACAUGACAUCUGUGACGUCUUGAAAUUAUACCUGCGACAGCUUCCAGAACCAUUUAUUUUAUUCAGAUUGUACAAGGAAUUUAUAGACCUUGCAAAAGAGAUACAACAUGUAAAUGAAGAACAAGAGGCAAAAAAAGAUAGCCCUGAAGACAAGAAACACCCACAUGUGAGCAUAGAAGUCAACCGCAUCCUUCUGAAGAGCAAAGACCUGCUGAGACAGCUGCCAGCGUCACAUUUCAACAGUCUCCAUUACCUCAUAGCACAUCUGAGGCGAGUGGUGGAUCAUGCAGAAGAGAACAAGAUGAAUUCUAAGAACUUGGGGGUGAUAUUUGGACCAACUCUCAUUAGGCCAAGGCCUACAACGGCUCCUGUCACCAUCUCGUCCCUUGCUGAAUAUUCCAAUCAGGCACGAUUAGUAGAGUUCCUUAUUACUUACUCACAGAAGAUCUUCGAUGGGUCCCUCCAGCCUCAAGCUGUUGUUAUAUCUAACACGGGUGCUGUUGCACCUCAGAUUGAUCAAGGUUAUCUUCCGAAACCUCUGUUAUCACCAGAUGAAAGAGACGCAGGUCACUCUAUGAAACCACUCUUUUUCUCUUCAAAGGAAGAUAUCCGUAGUUCAGAUUGUGAGAGCAAAACUUUUGAAUUAACUACAUCUUUUGAAGAAUCAGAACGCAGACAAAAUGCACUGGGGAAAUGUGACGCUCCUCUCCUCGACAACAAAGUACAUUUGCUUUUUGACCAAGAGCUUGAGUCAGCGUCCCAAAAGAUGGAAGAUGUCUGUAAAAGCCCCAAGCUGCUGCUGCUGAAAUCCGAUAGGGCAGCAAACAGUGUGCAGAGACAUACUCCAAGGACCAAGAUGAGACCUGUAAGCUUGCCUGUAGACCGGCUGCUUCUUCUUGCCAGUUCUCCUACUGAGAGAAGCAGCAGGAAUGUAGGAAACGUAGACUCAGACAAGUUUGGCAAGAACCCUGCCUUUGAAGGACUCCAUAGAAAGGACAACUCAAAUACUACUCGCUCCAAAGUUAAUGGCUUUGACCAGCAAAAUGUACAGAAAUCCUGGGACACACAAUAUGUACGGAACAAUUUUACUGCCAAGACUACGAUGAUUGUUCCCAGUGCCUACCCUGAGAAGGGAUUGACAGUAAACACUGGGAAUAACAGGGACCAUCCUGACGGUAAAACACAUGCAGAGCCAGCCAGGGCUGCAGGAGAUGUGUCAGAGCGCAGGUCCUCUGACUCCUGCCCCGCCACUGCUGUCAGAGCACCCAGAACACUGCAGCCCCAACACUGGACAACAUUUUACAAACCACCUAAUCCCACCUUCAGUGUCAGGGGGACUGAGGAGAAAACAGCAUUACCCUCAAUAGCUGUGCCUCCUGUCCUGGUGCAUGCUCCCCAGAUCCAUGUGACAAAAUCAGACCCAGACUCAGAGGCCACAUUGGCCUGUCCUGUGCAGACAAGUGGUCAACCCAAAGAGAGCUCUGAGGAGCCUGCCCUGCCUGAGGGGACUCCAACUUGCCAGAGACCACGACUAAAACGAAUGCAGCAGUUUGAAGAUCUUGAAGAUGAAAUCCCACAGUUUGUGUAGGAUUGUCAAAAUUUAGAUUUUUCUGUUUUAUUUUGUUCUGUGGUGUCAUUUUGUGAGAGGAAUGUUUGGACAGGGCCCUUUUGUAUAGGAUUGCCAAAGCUGUUUGUCAGUGUGUUGUCUGUUGAUCAUGUGGGAUGGGAGAGUGUUCUGACAAGGCUCCAUUUAGCCUCACUGGAAUGAUCUUUGAAGCUGUAAAGGAAAAUGGGUGGAUUUGUGUUUUUUAGAGUUGAUUUUUCCUGAAAAAUGAUCCAUUUAAAUGCAUCACUGAUAAAUGAUACAAUUUUUAGCAGUAGGUGCAAUUGGGGAAAAUCAGCUUUAGUGUGGAGAGUGAGCCCAAGUGCAUAUUUAUAAAGUAUUUCUGAACACAAGUGGUGUUCAUGUGCUGUGGUUCCUCACAGUUUCAUAGGACAUCUUUGACCAUUUGUGCUUCUGUAAUUGUAAGUCAGCUUCCAUUUUUCAAUUGGAAAUUCACCUUUUAAUAUUUACAUAAUGGCCAAGGGGUUUACCAGUCUGUAUUUAAUUAUAAUUGCCAAUUUUUACAUAUGGCAGUUAAAUUGUACCCCCCAAAAUGCACUUAAACCUGAACUGUGUAGUUCAGUUACCUCUUAUUUGACUUUAGAUGGAUUUAGUACAUUUGGUAGGGGUUGGGGGGGUUGUUUUGUUUUGUUUUAUCCCUUAGUCUCGUGUGUAUAAACUCUUGUUUCCAACAGUUCUGAACACAUUUAUACAGUGGUCCAGGAAAGAUGCUGUUUUUCAGAAGUUUUUAAAUUCGAUACAUUUCCUAUUUUUACUACCUGGGUUUGUUUAAACUGUUCUUUUAUAAGAAAUGUUUUGACUUACAGAUCAUUUAUAUUCUUUUUCUACCUGACUUUCAACCAUUGAAAAUGUGUAGUUCUUUCAAAUGGAGUGAAGAUUUAUUUAAGUUAAUCCUAAGGGUACACGUCAGUAAACCUCGUGUUUAGAAAUGUGAGAAGGCAUAGAUGAGCAGAUCAGUUUUGUUUAAAGAGCAAACUAACAACCUAGUUUUCAGAACUUGUGCACUCCUGUUCCUCUCUGCAUCAUUGUUUGUCUGAAUAGGAUGUAAAAGGGAACAGCACACACAGUAGCCUUCCGUAUGUGUGAAUUAUGUUAUGCUUUUGUAUGACCUUGUUAUAUUUGAUAAAUAUAUGUAUAUAUCCACUUCUUAAAUUAUUUCAGGUUCUUAUGACCUAUCUGACUAUAUUGCCUCUUAAGUUGUGAUCUCCAGUGUAAUUAGCCAUUAACGUAGGGGUCAGCUCUUAGGGUCAUGCAUCCCUUAACUAUUGUAUGGAGUGUUUUAUGACAAGUUGUGUUGGAGUCUCUGUGCCAUUAAGAACUAGGAAGAGAUUACUCAGCUUUUUCAUGAUGAAGCUUAUAAACACUCUGUUGCUGUGAGAACCUAAAAUGAAAUCAGCCAAUAUUUAUUGAGCCCCUUCUGUAUGAUACAAACUUAACAAAGUUUCUACAUAUACUUUCAUAGCAACCUGUAGUGGGCCACUGUUAUUCCCCUGCUAUUGACAGAGGAGAGACUUCUGUGACAUACUUCCAAGUUCCACAGAAUUAAUAUAAAAUGCAGGGCUCUCUGAUUUUGAUGGUUGGUGUUUUGUAGCGACUGUGUGAUAGUACUAUCAUCAAAGAGUACUUAAUAACCAGUGCCCCUCUAAAGAUUCUUUCUGUGAAGUAAGUUCACUGUGUAAAUUAUUUCUGCAUGUGUGGUUCGGGAACAGUAAGUAUAUUCACAUUGUUAUUCGGGUGUGCAUAACCCACCAUCUCCACUACUUCCUCACCAUCCCAUUGUUAGACUUGUGGUUUUAACUCCAGCUUGAGUAUGCAGAGACAGCCCAGCUCAUGAAUAUAUCGUGGCAUAAAGUUCCCUCUCUUCCCCAAUUUCCAAGUGACAGUUCCACUUGGAGACCUUUCUAUCUUUAUGGUUUCCUGGCUCUUUCCCUGCCUAUGGAUGCCCUCUUUUCCUGAGAGUUGUAAGGGAGCCUCUCAGGAGUUGCAUUUCUAGAGUGCCCACAUUGUCCACUGUGCCUGCUACCCAGUAACAGUGGCAGCCACCCAGGGAGACGUAGGGACUCUCCAUUGACUUGAAACUGAUGUGAGCAAGGGAAAAAGGGCAGAAGCUAGGAGACCAUCAGAAAGCUUUAUGGAAAUUUCCGGCAAGCAGUUAUGAAAAACUGUCAUAAUGGUGAUGUCUAACCAAUAGACCAAAUUCAGAUUUUAUUGGUUGCCUCAUUAGUGUUCCUGAGCAUGCCAGCAACCCAACCCCAGACCAAGGGAUUUGGUCUCCUUCAAUAUGGAAAGGUUUUUUUGCAUUUGACCGCAUGACCUUGACACUUAAGGGCCACAGAUCAAUUUAUGUCAUAUCAGUUUUGGUUCAUGUGAUGCUUUCACAGGUAGAGUGGACCACAAGUGCCACUCACAUAGUGGUCCUCUGACCCUCUACCCUAUGCCAUGACUUGUGAAUGAAUGCCUGCAUUCAACAGGUACUCGUCAUGUGCAGUGAAAAAUGAAAACUUUAAAUACCAUAGGUGCUCUCUAAGUUUUAUUUCUUAUUGCACUCUUUAAAAAACAAACACACUUUGUAGUUAUUUAAUAGUUUUGAGACAGGCUUAACUGCCUUUUCACACAAGCAAAUCCACAACAAAUGACAUGCUAAGUUUGUAUAGCUAGCAAAAAGUAAACUCAGGUGUCUUUGGUAUAAAUUGUCUCAUUUCUAAAACUUCAUCUUUUAAAGCAAAGGCAGCUACCAUACUUGAAGAUGAUUUUUCUUUCUGGUUGCUAGGACACUGAGAUUAGGGUCUAUCCCAACUCCGAGCCCUCUUUUUGUGUGUGCAUAUAAAAAAAAUAUUGCAAAUUUUCAUCUAAAAUAUCUACCUGUUUCUGAGUCACAGUGAGUUGGGGAGGCUAUACUCAACCAGCAAACAGAUGACAGACUUAAUAAGCUAUCCCUUCCAUUCUCUCCCCACAGAAUAGUUUGGGAAUCGGGGCUAAUAGGCUUUAAGAGAUUUAAGCAUAGAGGGAACAAGAUGCCAAGGGGGUGUUUAGCUUUUGCUCACAAGAAAGGGGUCAGCAAUCCAAGUGACAAAAAAAAAAAGGCCCUAAGUAAGCCACUGUCUUUGGGAUAAGUGGUGUAAAUUAGUUUAUUUUUUAGGAACCCAACAGGAAUUAGUGACCCAUUGUGAAUGUAAAACUAGGUGGGUUAGAGAAAAGAAGGCUUGUCCUGGAAGCUGGAAUGCAGUAGCUCUCUUCAAGUGCUAUAAAUGAUGCCUGGUGCAGCUGUACUUGCCUGUAAUCCCAGCUAGUCACCAGCCUAAAGCAGGAGGGUCUCAUCAGUGGAAAUAUUCAAGGCCAGAUGCCAGCCAUGUAGCAAGAACUCCACUUGGGAAAAAGAAGUGAAAGCAAAAGAUUAAAAUUGAAUGGUUUUAAGGAAAAUAAUUCUAGGCAGAAAUACAGAAAAGUAGGAAAGAAUGAAGACUUUUCUAGGAAAACAAAUGCAAUAAACAUUGGAAUUUGAUGUUGAAUUCUA
This is a messenger RNA of Mus caroli (Ryukyu mouse), 7560 nucleotides long. It is a transcript of the gene Arhgap29, whose product is annotated as Rho GTPase activating protein 29. Gene Ontology annotation, cellular component: cytoplasm. Gene Ontology annotation, biological process: activation of GTPase activity; signal transduction. The record is from RefSeq and is a predicted model, not a curated record. Lineage: Eukaryota; Metazoa; Chordata; Mammalia; Rodentia; Muridae. Gene Ontology annotation, molecular function: GTPase activator activity.